This is a messenger RNA of Sparassis crispa, 2025 nucleotides long. RefSeq lists its product as hypothetical. The record is from RefSeq and is a predicted model, not a curated record. Lineage: Eukaryota; Fungi; Basidiomycota; Agaricomycetes; Polyporales; Sparassidaceae. Bases 1 to 2025 code for a protein of 674 amino acids. The transcript is spliced from 16 exons.
AUGCUAUCGCUGAGAGCUGUAGCUGUUUUGCUCUUCGCUGUGCUGGUUAUCAAUGCUGCUGCUGCCCCUGCCUCGAGAGAUGCAGAUCCCUGUGCUGUCAUCGCUGGCAAGAAAUGGGUGUCACCUCAGGAAGUGAGAGAUUGCUUCACCUCUUUUCCCGUAGACCCAGAGAUUAAAGACAAUAUCGUCGAAGUUGUGAACAAGACGUUGGCCUUUCAUACGUCUGUAAACUAUCAGCGCCAGGCACCCCCUCCGUUCUCCCUUGAUGUCCAUGAAGAUGUACUGGGAGAUCUUGCGCGCAUCAGUAGCCAGGAGUACGCGACGGACUUUGACCUUCAUCUUGACAUAUCGCGUACGCUCAAGAGGCUGAACGACGGGCACUGUGUCUACAUAAACUUGUGCUAUGACUCACUGUACUUGACCUUCCUUCCUACCCCGCUGGUAUUACUAUCCGAUGUGGAAGGAUUCCAAGACGUGUACAUCGCACCAGAGGCGUGGACCGUGGCUUCAACUGAAUUUGCUGACCAGAUAGACGUGUGGCAGGAUGCCCUUCCUACAGGCUUGAAAGGCCAGCUGAGCUCUUUGUCUGCCGCAAAAGUGCUGCUGAUCAACGGCCUCGAUCCAUUCAUUGCGAUAGAUGACAACGCCCAUGUUACUGGCAGCUACCAGGGCUUUGGAACGCGUCAGAACUCGUUCUUCUCCAGCUAUGGUCGCUCGGCAAGCGGAUGGAACUAUAUGAUGGGCAAUUUUGCACAGCUAUCUCUUCCACUAGCUGAUUCUGCUACACUCACGAUCCAACGGCAUGACAGCAGCGCUGUAGAAAACAUAACGCUCCCAUAUCGCUCGCGAAUCAGCUCUUCAGCCGUGAAUUGGACAGACUCAAUUUCAUUUCGCCAAAAUAACUGUAUAGCAGUCGAGGACACGAACGGCGUUGAUAUCUACACUACCAAGCAAGACAGCAGCUUCCUUACUCCGGGUACCCCGUCCCAGCAGCAACCGUUCAGCCUUAAGAGGACGCCCAAGCACUUGAUGAACGAGCUACUCGAUGUUGCUCGGCACCAGAACGUGGAACUACCGGCUGAGCGUGUCCCCGCCUCCCCCUUGAACGGGAGUUCUGGUGUUGCGCAGUUCUUCAUGCUGGAUGAUAAUAUGACCGGUAUCUUGAUGCUGGGCAGUUUUGCUGAGAGCUUCUUUGAUGACCUCCAGGAAAGCUUGUUGAUAGGCUUGCAAAAUCUGCAGAGCAAGGGUGCGACCCAGCUGAUUGUCGACGUGACGAACAACGGCGGAGGUUACAUAUGCAUUGCUCAUUGGCUGCAUCGUAUUAUCGCGGGCCCUUCCCCAAGUACAGUUCCCCAAGCUGGAUUGGCGACUGAGGCACGUGCUGGACCACUUGCUCAGCUGGUAGUGAAGGAGAUUGCAAAGGGCGCCGACCCGGAGAACUUGCUCCUCUACAAUCCACUGUCAUGGGAAUUUGCGAACCAUACCCCGUUCCCUGCGCAUUAUGAUUGGCUUCAGCCCCCGGUCGAGUUUAUGAUCAACGGAGAACAUGACGUUUUCAGCCAGAGGCUCGGAGAUGAAUGUCAGCCGUUCGAACUCGAUCCUCCCAAGGAAGCUUUAUUUGACCCCAAGAAGGUUGCGAUCGUUAGUAAUGGCAGAUGUGCGAGCUCGUGCUCACUAUUCAGCAUCACGAUGACGAAGCUGGAGAGUGCCAAGACUGUAGUGGUCGGUGGUAAGACUGACGUCCGACAGCAAUACUGUGGCAUCGUCGGCGGGCAAUCGACACGUUUCGCUGACAUCGAUACGGAGAUCAAGACGGCUCGCCUCAAGAACCACUCUCUCGCCCCUCCUGACUUUAAGACGAACAGCAUACAAGGCAUCACGUGGCGCCUCGGUUUCGGUAUCGAUGAUCCUUCACAACCAGAAGAAUGGCAAGACCAUCCUGCUGAUGUGAAUUUUCCGUUGACGCCUGAGACGGUCAACAAUCCCGUCGAGAUAUGGAAACAGGUCGCCAAGACCGUGCUUUGA